This is a messenger RNA of Dalotia coriaria, 4731 nucleotides long. RefSeq names its product BAI1 associated protein 3 (gene unc-13-4A). NCBI's taxonomy places the organism in Eukaryota, Metazoa, Arthropoda, Insecta, Coleoptera, Staphylinidae. Gene Ontology annotation, cellular component: secretory vesicle. The transcript is spliced from 12 exons. The record is from RefSeq and is a predicted model, not a curated record. The coding region runs from base 67 to 3846 and encodes 1259 amino acids.
AUACACAAACAGACAUAAAGAAUUCUUAAUAUUUUUCACAAGAACCGUUUGAGGUAAAAGACCAAGAUGAGUUUCUUUAGUUCGUUGCAAGAGUACGUGAGCAACAGCGUCGCUGGAUUAACUCUAAGUCCCAAGAGAAACGACACUGGCAGCGGUAGUGGCUCUGGAGCAGAGUCACCAACACCAUCUACAGUACGCAGUUCUUCUGGAGACAGCAACACACCGGGGUUUCCAAAAGUUUUGCCGGCCCCGGGUGCCAGUCCACUUGUACAAAGUCGUCGCAGCACGUUGGAUAGUCUCGUACCGGCACCCCCAGUGAGGCGGACAGCGUCUUUCAGACAGAAAUCGCCAAAGGCCACGCCCGACCAUCUAAAACGCACAUUCUGCUGCCGCCGUUUAUCGUGGCCGGAUAUCGAUCAUCAGGUGGUUUCUGGAGUCCAAGAAGUAGACAGCUCGUACUUUGAGAGCUUCACAGCACUCUCCUGGAAGCAGGAGAAUCAACGGCAAGCUAUUAAAAAAAUGGCAGAGAAAGCGGCGAUGGAGGCGCACGUGAUGGAAUCCGAAUUUGGCAUCACGCCCAUUGACUGCUGCCUCUCUCAAACAGAGCGCGAAAAACUCUACAUUGAAAUGUUGUACACGAUUGCCAACACGGUAGGGGCACCAGCGCCUGGGGGACAAUACGCUCAUUACAAGGAGGACCUUUAUUUGUAUGGCCAGCAGGCAUUCGACGUGCCACCUGAUCGACACUAUCGCAUGUUGCACCUGGCAGGAGAGGAAAAGCCGCCUAUCGUUGUGCUCAGCGUUGUGGUCCUGGACGCCGAAGGACUCGAAGCUAAAGACGCAAACGGGUUUAGCGAUCCAUAUUGUAUGUUGGGCAUUCAACCUGUGGCUGCGCCAUCCUCCCCACAGCCGCCCGCGCCCCCAACACUUUCGGCACGAACUCUCUCCGAUGUCUGCGAAACGACAAAUCAAAUCAACUUAGGCAAUCAUGAGAAGCUACGAAAACACCAUAGCUUUAAGCUGAGCUUUAAGAGAAAGGAUGGUAGGGUUCGGGAACAGCGAGAUUCAAUUGGUACCGCUCUCCCGGCCAAAUUUAUCAGAGCAACGUCUGUCAAACCGCACACUCUCAAUCCACGAUGGAAUGAAAAAUUUCGAUUUGAUAUCGAUGAUAUCAAUAAUGAUACCCUACAUCUGGAUAUCUGGGAUCAUGAUGACGAAAGUUCGGUUUUGGAAGCAGUUAGCAAGCUUAACGAAGUCCGCGGGGUUCGUGGCUUGGGCCGAUUCUUCAAACAGGUGUGUCAGUCGGCGCGCCAAAGCUCCCAGGACGACUUCCUCGGCUGCGUAAAUAUCCCAUUACAGGACAUUCCGUCCACUGGCUUGGAGGGUUGGUUUACAUUGGAGGCACGUUCUCAGCGGAGUAGCGUGCAGGGUCGAAUUCGACUUAAAAUGUGGCUUUCAACGAGAGAAAAUCGUGGAUGCGCAGAUGAUGAUAAUUGGACGGAACUGAUGCAGCAUGAAGCAUUAUACGCCGCAUUUGUUGACUACGAGCUGCGAAAUUGGAGCCGCGAGACGUGGACAUGGAGCGGCGACUUGCCAGGACCUGCAUUGACCAUACUACAUCAACACGCAGUGCAGGGUGACUUGAGCGAGCUGCAGACGGCAAUGGCCAGAUUUGUUGGAGCAUCGAGGACGUAUUUGAAAACUUCCUUAGAUCCCAAGUGGAUGUUGCAAUUGCUUACUGAAGUGGAACAUGCAUGGGGUACGAGUAAUCUCACCCGCGAAGAAGAGAUGUGGUUGGCAGAAAGUUUUAAUGCUAUGCUCGAACGAUGGUUGCAUCAGUUGAGGCAUCAUCGGCAAUUGUUUCCUGCAUUACAUGCACCGUCUCUAGCUAGAUUGGAGUACCUACUUAGAUGUUUAGCUCAUCUAUCAACAAUGAAAGCUUUUUGGAAAUGUUGUCCGUUUAACAAGGAAAUUCGAGGUGAAAUUGUUGCGGCAAUUAGAAAAGGUACGCCUGAAUGGUUUGCACUAAUGAAAAACUCCAUCCUCACUCCCAACGAGUACGACGCGUCUUUUAUCGAUUUCUGCUCGGAGAUAUAUUAUCAUCUGCAUCACGGACUCUCGCAUUAUCAUCCGUUGUUUGAGGGCACAAAUGGCAUACCAUACUUCAGUGUUGUGUUCAAACAACUCGACAAACUAAUGUCCGAUGAGGUAGUGGCAUUUCUGAAUCAGCAGGAGUCGUCCGGCGCAGGCUAUAUGAGACUCAUUUUUUCGGUCUAUCUAGAAGUCAAAGAUCUGGCUGCUUUCAAUCAAAACCUGCCCUCGGGUGGUGACCAUAAGUUGUUACUUCCCAAGUGUCACGAAUGGUUUGAACCCUCGGUGAGCUGUUGGUUAGCAUUAUGUAAAGGAAAAGCACUGCAGAGGGUAAGAGCAGCCGUUGAAAUGCAGAAAAUUUGCGACGGCGAGAAAUUAGUUAAACACAACUCGUCGGCCGUAGACGUUGUUGCAAUGUUCUGCCAACUUCGGGACUUCUGGCGGUCCCUUCAAUGGCCUAGGGCACAAUCCAUUCCACUGUUGUCACAGCUUCUAGACUGUAUUUGUUCGGCAGCUUUACUAUACGCGGAUAUUAUUUACCAAGCGCUGACAGAGAGUGGAUAUUUUGAAAAACUCGGCCCAUUCAAAGUGACUGAUGAUAUGUGUAUUGCGGUCAACAAUAUGGAAUAUGUAUUUAAAUUUAUAUCACUUCUAGCUAAUUAUUUCGACUUUCUGACACUGGAAACGGUCGCGAUAGAUAACCAAUUUAUAGUGUUAACUAACCAACUAGAGAAUUGUUUGGGCCAAUUACAACUCAGAAUACUGGAUAUCCUACAGAAAGUGGGACCACUGAUGCAAGAUUCUCUCAAGAAAACCAUGUUCCAUUUAGCGUGGUCUCCCGACUCCUUGCCGAUUAACGAAGCAAUGGAGCCAUUGUUUGAGUAUCUUCACUACCAUUUGCAGGCUUUAAACAUUGCUCUCCUACCACAAAAUUUCCAAAGAGUUUUGCCCGAGGUAUGGGAGUAUUCCUUAGCCGAACUAAAUGUGCAAAUGGACGGCAACACAAGUGGGGAAGAAAUCCCGCCCAAUUUUCAUGAACGCUUGCAUGUUGCACUGGAAAUGAUGGUGUCGUUCUUUCAUGCAGAUGGGCAGGGCCUUUCAAUGGAAGUUCUGCACUCUGAAAAUUAUUAUCACGUUGAGCAACGCCUUCAAUACCAUCGAACAGAUACCGAAACUUUGAUUGAGAAGUUCUACAGUCAACGCCUUCAUGAUCAGCUUACAACUGGAUGCACGCAAUAUGGCGCACUUGCUGUUAGAGCCUACUUCAACCAUGACUCAUUAUGUGUUGAGGUCCUCCAGGCCCGAGAUGUUAUUCCAUUGGAUCCCAACGGAUUCAGCGACCCAUUCGUAAUCAUUGAACUAUUACCCACUCGUGUAUUUCCACAUUGCAACGAGCAACAAACAAACGUUCACAAGAAAACGCUGCAUCCAAUAUUUGAUGAGUGUUUUGAGUUCAGCGUAACGUUAGAGCAAUGUCGUUCGCCUGGCGCAAUGAUUGCGUUCACAGUAAUGGAUCAUGAUGUUUUAACCGCCAACGAUUUUGCGGGGGAAGCUUUUCUCUCUCUGGGGACUAUUCCCGGAGUUGCAGACAACAGCCUGGGAGUGGAUAACUUCCAUGGUUUGAAACCCGUUGAUCUCAUACUGAUGCAACAACAUCAAAGAAAUCAACCAAUACUUCAAAUCUUAGAUUUCAGGACAACCGAUCGAUAUGCACAGGAUUUUGUCCGAAAACAAAAACUACGAUUUGCCAAUUAACUAAUUCGGCAGAAUUAAAAACAAAACGACCAACAAAUGUAUUUCCUACUGCGUGUUGCAUUUUUGCUUCUUUUUCACAACUGUUGUAUAAUUUCCAAAAUUAACGAGCACUAAAUGUUCUUUCUUACUACAUAGCAGCACCUAGGUGAGACAUUUUUAAAUUUCAUUGCUUUUCUAACGAGCAACUAAAGUAUCAAUUACUUAUCGUUGGUUAGCGCGUAAAUCGUGUAAUCGUGUGCUCUUAUAACUGAGAUAACUUUUCUAUGACAAGUCAGUAUGCAUAUAAAAAUAUAUAUAUUUCAAAUAUACUAACAUAUAAAUUUCGUCAUGAAAAGGAUGCUUCAUUUGGACAAAAUCACGAAAAUACUGACAAUCUAAAGGUACGUGCUAAGUGUAUAAUUGUUUUCCAAGAAUAUAAUGUAAUAUUACGUGAAGAUAAUUAUAUUUAUAAUAUAGGAUUAGAUGUUCCCCGCAAAACGAUAACAUUUUACACACUCUAAUUCAUUCGCACCAGACUCAAACAGAAACAUAUCGAAUAACAUAAUGUACUCGGCGCACGCCAAAUGAACUGUAAUCCUAGAUAUCUUAUGACAUCUUUCUACAAUUAUAUUUUAUACUGGUGUACUAUUCUAACAUCCUGUAAAUAUCAAUCAAAAUCGGCAUCCAUCCACAAAACAAAACAAAGUAAAUAUACGUUUUACUUGAUUAUUUUCAACAAAUGCUUCAACUAUGAAAUCAUUCCUCAAAGAGCUUAAUGUACUGAAUGUCAAUUCGAAUCAAAAUAUGUAUUGUAUUCUUAAAUGUGAUAAUCAUAAAUAUUGUUAUUAUACUGCAAAAUCAAUAUAACCUUUACCUAUUCUGUAAGACAGAUAUAAAUCUAAGAAA